UGAGAACGGUGACUGUUGGCCGUGGAUCCAUUUCACAGGCCUGCCUUCUCUCACUAACGAUCUUCCUCGUCCCCGGGCCAACUCGGACAGUUUGCUCAUUUAUUGCAACGGUCAAGGCUGGCUCCUGCCAGAACAGCGCGCGCGCGCACACACGGGGGGAAAACUUUUUUUCUUUAAAAAAAUGAAAGCCUAGACUAGCUCACCAGCGGCGCGGGCGCUGCGCGAGGGGUUCGGAGUUGACUCCCUGCAGCAGGAAAUCCCUCGGGUCGCGACGCCCGGCCCCCUCUCGGCGCCCGCGGGGGAUGGUGCAGCGCUCGCCGCCGGCCCCGAGAGCUGCUGCACUGAAGGCCGGCGACGAUGGCAGCGCGCCCGCCGCCCGCGCCCCCCGCCCGCGCCCUCCUGCUCGCCCUGGCCGGGGCUCUGCUCGCGCCCCGCGCGGCCCGAGGGGUGAACUUGGGAAGCAAGUUAGCACCUUCCAUGGAACAGGCCCAAAGGCGGGAGUCGGGAGGAGCUGCUGAGGUCCUCAGUGCCUCUCUUUUGAGUGGAGACCUCUGGAACCCGAUGGACAGGAUCGACUCAAAGAAUCAUCCACAAGUGUUGAAUUUUCGAUUACAACUGGAAAGCAAAGAACUGAUCAUAAAUCUGGAGAGAAAUGAAGGUCUCCUUGCUAGCGGUUUCACGGAAACUCAUUACCUGCAAGAUGGCACUGAUGUCUCCCUUGUUCGAAAUUACACGGGUCACUGUUACUACCAUGGACAUGUGCAAGGAUAUUCUGGUUCGAUGGUCAGUCUCAGCACUUGCUCUGGUCUCAGGGGACUUAUUACGUUUGAAAAUAAAACCUACAUCUUAGAACCAAUGAAAAAUGCAACCAAUAGAUACCAGCUCUUCCCAGCGGAGACCCUGAAGGGCGUCUGGGGGUCGUGUGGAUCACAUCACAACACGUCGGGGCUCGCUGCGGAUAACAGGCUCCCACCACCCUCCCAGAGGCGGGCAAGAAGGCAUAAAAGAGAGACCCUCAAGAUGACCAAGUACGUCGAGCUGGUUAUUGUAGCAGACAACCGGGAGUUUCAGAGGCAAGGAAAAGAUCUGGAGAAAGUUAAGCAGCGAUUAAUAGAGAUCGCUAAUCACGUUGACAAGUUUUACAGACCCCUGAACAUUCGAAUAGUGUUGGUCGGCGUGGAGGUGUGGAAUGACAUCGACAAAUGCUCUAUAAGUCAGGACCCAUUCACAAGCCUCCAUGAAUUUCUGGACUGGAGAAAGAUGAAGCUUCUACCUCGCAAAUCCCAUGACAACGCACAGCUUAUCAGUGGGGUUUAUUUCCAAGGGACCACCAUCGGCAUGGCCCCGAUCAUGAGCAUGUGCACGGCCGAGCAGUCCGGAGGAAUCGUCAUGGACCAUUCAGACAGCCCCCUUGGUGCGGCCGUGACCCUGGCACAUGAGCUGGGCCACAAUUUCGGGAUGAACCAUGACACCCUGGAGAGAGGCUGUAGCUGCAAGAUGGCUGCCGAUAAAGGAGGCUGCAUCAUGAACCCUUCAACUGGGUACCCGUUCCCCAUGGUGUUCAGCAGCUGCAGCAGGAAGGACCUGGAGGCCAGCCUGGAGAAAGGCAUGGGGAUGUGCCUCUUUAACUUGCCAGAAGUCAAGCAGUCUUUCGGGGGCCAGAAGUGUGGGAAUGGAUACGUGGAAGAAGGCGAGGAGUGUGACUGCGGGGAACCGGAGGAAUGUACGAAUCUCUGCUGCAAUGCCACCACCUGUACCCUGAAGCCGGACGCUGUGUGCGCACAUGGGCUGUGCUGUAAAGACUGCCAGCUGAAGCCUGCAGGAACAGCAUGCAGGGACUCCAGCAACUCCUGCGACCUUCCGGAGUUCUGCACAGGGGCCAGCCCCCACUGCCCAGCCAACGUGUACCUGCAUGAUGGGCACCCGUGUCAGGGGGUGGACGGCUACUGCUACAACGGCAUCUGUCAGACCCACGAGCAGCAAUGUGUCACGCUCUGGGGACCAGGUGCUAAACCUGCCCCUGGGAUCUGCUUUGAGAGAGUCAACUCGGCAGGUGACCCUUAUGGCAACUGUGGCAAAGACUCCAAGAGUUCCUUUGCCAAAUGUGAGACGAGAGAUGCCAAAUGUGGAAAAAUCCAGUGUCAAGGAGGUGCCAGCCGGCCAGUCAUUGGUACCAAUGCAGUUUCCAUAGAAACGAAUAUCCCACUGCAGGAAGGAGGCCGGAUUCUGUGCCGUGGGACCCACGUGUACUUGGGCGAUGACAUGCCGGACCCAGGGCUUGUGCUUGCCGGCACAAAAUGUGCAGAUGGAAAAGUCUGCCUCAACCGUCGAUGUCAAAAUGUCAGCGUCUUCGGUGUUCACGAGUGCGCCCUGCAGUGCCACGGCCGAGGGGUGUGUAACAACAGGAAGAACUGCCACUGCGAGGCCCACUGGGCGCCUCCCUUCUGUGACAAGUUUGGCUUUGGAGGAAGCACAGACAGCGGACCCAUCCGGCAAGCAGAUAACCAAGGUUUAACGAUAGGAAUCCUGGUGACCAUCCUGUGUCUCCUUGCCGCUGGAUUUGUGGUCUAUCUCAAAAGGAAGACAUUGAUCCGACUGCUGUUUACAGAUAAAAAAACCACCAUUGAAAAGCUAAGGUGUGUGCGCCCUUCCCGGCCAUCCAGUGGCUCCCAGCCUGCUCAGGCUCACCUCACCCACCUCAGCAAAGGCCUGAUGAGGAAGCCACCGCAUUCCAACACCCCGAAGGACAAUCCCAGGAGACUCCUGCAGUGUCAGAACGUUGACAUCAGCAGACCCCUCAAAGCCCUCGACGUCCCUCAGCCCAGUUCGCCUCAGCGAGUGCUCCUGGCCCUCCACCAGGCUCCUCCUCGUGUGCCCACCGUCCCCGCCAGACCUCUGCCGGCCAACCCUGCACUCAGGCAGGCCCAGGGAACCCGUAAGCCAAACCCUCCUCAGAAGCCUCUGCCUGCAGAUCCUUUGAACAAGACGACCCGGCUCACCAAUGUCUCAGCCAGGACCCUGGGACAGCAGGAAUCCGGGGUCCGCCUGGCGCCCCUCAGACCUGCUCCGAAACAUCCACAUCAAGUGCCCAGACCCACUCACACCGCCUAUAUCAAGUGAGACACAAGCCAACACCUUUUUUCAACAGUGAAGACAGAAGUUUGCACUAUCUUUCAACUCCACUUGGAGUUAGUUUUUGUACCAACUUUUAGAAUUUUUUUUAAUGUUUAAAACACCAUUAUUUUAAGAACUUUGAGCUACUGCCGUCGGUGCUGUGCUGUGCUAUGGUGCUCUGUAUACUUGCUCAGGUACUUGUAAAUUAUUAAUUUAUGCCAAAUGCCUGUUACAGUGCAGUGCGCUGUAGUAGGCAUUUUUACCAUCACUGAGUUUUCCACGGAAGGAAGGCUUCUUGUGCUUUUAAUAGUUGUGAACUUGAAAUAUCAUGCUUUAUGGGAUUCUGGACAGGAUGUUUACUUUUGGCUUGAGGCUUUAUUGGAGAGCAGCUCCCCGGCUACUCAUGGCUGUGGUUAUGGUACUGGACACAGCUCAGGAGACCCCAGGUAGAACCCUGAGUGAUUUUCUGGAACCCCUGAUCUCAGGCCAGAGCCAGGGGCUUCAGGUCAAGGCUGUGCUUGGAUUUCAGAGAGACCCUGGUCCCUGUCACAGCUGACAGGCUGGCCCAUCAGAGGUGACAUCUUGAAGCUCCAGGAUAGCAGGGAAGGGUCUGGCUCCUGGUUGCAAAAAGGCAUUUUAGGGUGUGACCAUGCCAGGAUAGAGACUGGAAGACAAGGCCAGGCAGAAACCUGACCUGGAGGCUCACCAGCCAGGAGCACAUUUGGAGAGCAGGCAAAGAAGUUUGCUUUACGGAAACACCAUGAACUUCUUUUCCUGGCUGCCCUUUACAGAGUGCUGGCAUCAGCGCUUUAUUGAGGUGGGGAAAAGGUGGUGUUUCUGCAAGAAAGCUGCUGCCCAGGCCCUGCACGCCUCCACCUCCCCGUGCUGUUUGGGGCUAAGCAAAUUACCCCAUGUCUUCUCUGCUGGAAUACAGUGAUCCUGUGUUCAGACAGAUAGAUGAGGCUUUCCAUGGGACCAUAACUAUUUUCAGAUGUGAACCAGUAACCAGAUCUAGUGAAUCAAUUCUGUUGAUAAAAGUCUCCUUUUAUUGCAAGGUUCAACUUAUUAAAAAUUAGCCAGAAUCCCUAGGCUUGCAAAAGCUACAACCAAAUGGAAUGCUGUGUUCGUUGGUGUAGGCUAUGUCUGCUUUCCUUAUUAGUGUAUGCUGGACAAAGAACCAUGAGUUAUUAGUAAGUUGUCUUUGGGGCAUCCUAUUUUCCCAGCUUGGCUGCAGGAACCGUGAGAAGAUGUUUUUAGCAUAAAGUGAAUCUAUUUCUUAAACACUUGCAACCUACCUGUUGAGCAUCACAGAAAGUGAUGAGGAAAUCAAUUUCCUGAUCCUAAAUAUUCAUAAAAUGCAGUCUUGGGCAGCAGCCCCUUCAACCUUUUACUCUUCAAAGGUCUGAUGGGGAAGCCGUUUUCACAAGAUCUUGAAGACGCCUGUAUCUAAUGGCAUGAAAAUUACAAAAAAAAACACUCAGACAAGGUAAAAUGCCAUUAUGCCUCUCGUCUUCGUGGGGUCAUAUGUGACUAGUUUUCACAUUAGGAGGCAAUUGACAAGAGUUCCGUAAUUCACUCUGAGUGUGUUAUGAUAAAGACUUCAUCUGGGGUUAUUUCAAUGAUUUUUCUAUGCCUUGAAGCAGAAAGACAAAACGUCCCAAGCAUCUUGGUUUGCCUUCCAGAAAACAAGACUGCAUUUAGCCCUCCCCAUGUUCCCUGCAGUAUCUAGGCAACAUAGUAUUCACGACUGUGGAUAAACUAAGUAAAUCCAUAUCACAAAACACACACAAAAGGGAACCCAGCUCUAAUACAUUCCAAUUCUUAUAGCAUGCAUCUGUUUAUUAUACAAUUAUUAAUGUCUUAAAAAUGUAAAGCCAUGUUAUAAAAUAUUACUGCUGAUGAGUACAUACAGAAUUACUGUAAUUGAUAUUAUAUAAUUGUAUUAAGGCCAAAACAUAUACUAUUGAAAAGUUUACAGAAUUUUUAUGGUGCAUUAUGUGGGUAUUGUCUUUAUAGCUGCCCAAAUCCUUAGAUCUGGCAUUUGUGCCCCUUCUCCUAUUGUGGGGAGAGGAUGUGAACUGACUUUGUGUGUGUCUGUCCUUAGUUACAAUUCCUGUGCUUCUAUUUCAGAGAACCAGGAAUCGUUUGAUAUUAAAGGAAGUUAAUGCUGUGAUCUUACACCAUGUCAUCAAUGGCCACUUAGGGGCUGUGGCUGGUGACACAUUCUUAUCUCUACAGUACUAAUUGCUUUUUUAGAGCCAUGCAAUUUAUUUCUGGAUAAGAACAUAUUUAAACCUAAUAUCCCCUCAUAAUACACAGAUAUUAUUAAAGGAACAAUACUUCCAAGAUGCAGUAUUUAGCAGCUGAAGCAUACUUAGCAAUAACUUCCAUUAUAAUAUAACUUAGGAAAGGAACCCAUAGCCAGGUUUUGGGAGGAGGGAGUUAUUCCUCCCCCUUUUUAUAUCCUCAUAGAUGACGGAAACAAAAAUAAAUACUUAUAUUUCAAUGGCAGUCUAUUUUUAAUAUGUUUUUAAAUUUUAUAGGCAUGAAUAAUAGAGUUGAUUUGAGUUUAUAAGGCCUUCACUGAGCAAGUCAAGGUGCUCAGACACAAAGUAGGCCCUGAGGCUAGUCACUGUUCUUCCUUCAUUGUCUUAUCGUUGUAGGUUAUCUGACUCCACUUUACUGGGAAGUAUAUGGCUAGUGUUCCAGGCAUUCUAUUUAAAAGCCCAUCUCAUGAAAUUUUUUGUAACAGUUUGUUUUCCUGACACAUGGAAUCAGAUGUGUAGCAACCAAGAGAAACAAUGCAUAACAUUUUCCAUUGUCAAAAUAUGUACACAGGGGUUACACUUCCAGCUUACACAUGUGGGAUGACAUCACGGAAACCACAAAAGCAACAAAUUAAACUACAUGAGAAUAAAUACUCCUGACUGACUAGUCUCAGAGGGGACAUUUUUAUGCCUUCUUAACUUUAUUAGGAAUUCUCAGGCUGAAACCAUAAGGCCAUUGUUCUCUGGCAAAUCAAUACAAUACAUCAAUAUAUCCCCUAAAAGAAAAACAGCAAAAACGCUGAGAUCUGUGUCAGACUGUUCUUGGGAGCCUGUGCUCUGCCAUGGUGCUAAAGAGAGCCUGAUGCUGGGCCAGCUAGAGUGCCGGAGCAUCUUCCUGCCAUCUCCCAACUGAUGUUUACUAAGCACUCUGAGCCAAUGAGACCCUGACAAGUGAAAGGGCGCAAUGCCUGGGCAGCUGGGCCAGAUCUUUCUCCUGCGACUUGACCCUUCUGCAGUCUUUCCUUGUGAGGCUUAUUUCAUUUAAAACUUGUGCUAUGGAGGGCUCCCCUAGGAGUUCUGGGCGGAGGAAGACCAGGGCAGACUUGCUCAGAAGAUCUUCCCUCAUUGCUACCAAAAUGACUGCAGCCAAACACAAGUGACCCAGGUGAACGUUACACCAACCCGCCCAGACGUCUCCCAAUGCCAGUGGUGACCCCCAGGUUGACUCUCAGGCUGUGGAUUUCACACGCUAUGGCUGGCUGGUGGAGAAUGUUGCGGCUACCAUCCUUUCUCCUCCCCAGCACCACAGAGGCCAGUCCUAGGCUGCCACACUUACUCCCCUCGACUCAUGAGCAGGCCCAUAAACACAUCUGGACGCAGGCAGCCAAGGCUAAUACAUCCGUUUGCCUCUCCUGGUCACCCAGACACAAGUCCCUUUUCCAGGCCAAACCCAGGGCUGAGGCCUCUCCAAUCGCUGCCAAAUCUCUGCGUUCAUGGCCACUUCACAUCAGCCAAAGCGGUGAUGGCUGCAGCGUGUGGCUGCCCCUGCAAGUCCACCCUCUGGACACCCAAAGUCCAACCUUCUCCAGGGCCGCAGUACGGAGCAACCCCACCAUCUACCCCACUGGCCGUGAAUCCAGCAGAGUCCCUCCCACAGACAUAUCACGCCCCCAGUGAGCCCCCACCUAGACUUAUUCUAAUUGGAAGAAGGAGUUAGCCAUCGAAAGUCAGUUUAUCUAUGAUUGCAAAAUUCUCUUGACUCACUCUGCAGUUCCUAUUGACAUCCACUUCUUUUAAACCUAUUUGAAAACUCUGAUAGUGAUACAAGUAACACACUAAGAAAGGUUCGUGAGCCCCAGGCUGAGAACCGUUUCUGUGCAGUGAGGAUGCUUCCAGAAGCCAUUUACCUACACAUGUAUGAACUGCCUCCCCGCUUUCCGUAAAGAAACCCCCCUCUUUACUCUUGGGGCAGGAGUGGCAGCUUAUAAUCCAGCCCGUCAGAGCCUGUUUCAUGAGAAAAAACUAAGAGAAGAAACUCUGCAUAUAAAAUUAUUAUAAUAUUCAAUAAUGGAGAGUGACAGCCAGAAGACUUAACACGAUUAAAGGAAUUCUCAGUGUCAUUCGGCGCUUCCAGAUCGCGUGCUCUGUCACUCACAUUUCCCACAUCAGCUUCAAAAAGCAUGUCCUAGGUUCUUCCUGUGAUUCUCCCUCCAUAAAAUAAUCUAGUCCUCAAUUGAGUGUGUUUUAAAUCCAGAAAAAAGAAUACCAUGUGAUCAUUUUAGUUUUACAAAGAAGUGGAAUGACGUCUAUGUUCAUGGCCUAUAAGCAGGUACUUAAGUAGGGCGGUAAUAGAAAAAAAAAAUACAUCAAAUUAGAAAGACAAAAAAUUCCUCCAAGAGUCCAAAGCAGGACAAGUAGUGGCAGAGCUAGCUGUCCUCUUGUGCCUUCUACCAGCUCAAAUUGGGAGGUUGCAGGGGAAGCCCAUUGUCUGAAUGUGUGUGGCAACUGUUAAGUGUAACUCCAUAAAACCAGGCUCCAGGCUAUUCAGCACAGUACAAAGUUACAGCUACUAAACCAGCACAUUAAUUUCAUAGUGCUUCAUCCAUUUAUAAUGCUUUGGUUUGCUAAUUAUUUUCACAUACAUUUUUAUGUUACAGUCUGUUAACAUUUGUACACAUUUCUCAUAUUGGGGUUCUCCAGGUAACACAACCUGCUAUUUCCAUAGAAAAAGUCAUUGUUAAGAAUAUUAUAUCCAAUAAAUGGUA
Messenger RNA from Equus quagga, 8146 nucleotides. RefSeq names its product ADAM metallopeptidase domain 12 (gene ADAM12). The record is from RefSeq and is a predicted model, not a curated record. Bases 358 to 3120 code for a protein of 920 amino acids. Gene Ontology annotation, biological process: proteolysis. Gene Ontology annotation, molecular function: metalloendopeptidase activity. NCBI's taxonomy places the organism in Eukaryota, Metazoa, Chordata, Mammalia, Perissodactyla, Equidae. The transcript has 23 exons.